AUGUCCAGCACCAACGUAGUCCCGCUCAUCAUUGAUAAUGAGUCGGUUUUGACCGAUAUCAAGUUCCCAGUCUAUGGCCCCGCAACGGGAGAGACCAGCUACUCCGCCGGUGCAUCGGUCAAGGAUGCCGAGCGUGCUGUUAAUUCUGCACAAGCUGCCUUCCCCGCUUGGGCGCAGAUGAAGCCCUAUGACCGCCGGGAUAUCUUGCUCAAGGCUGCUGAGAUCAUGCUUGAGCGCAAGGAGGAGCUCAUCCGGAUUCAAUACGAGGAGACUGGUGCAGCGCGACUUUUCUCGGAGCACACCGUCAAACUUGGUGCUAGCUUCAUCAAAGACUUUGCCGCUUGUAUUCCUGCCAUUGAGGGCGUUGUCCCUAGCUGCACUCUAGACGGUGUGGGUGCUAUGGUAUUCAAGCAGCCAUACGGUGUCAUUCUAUCUAUCGCACCAUGGAAUGCGCCGUUCGUUCUGGGCACUCGCGCCAUUGCUAUCCCACUUGCGGCUGGUAAUACCGUCGUAUUGAAGGGCUCUGAGCUAUCACCUCGGUGUUUCUGGGCCCUCGGAGAUAUUUUCCGACAGGCUGGUUUGCCUGCAGGGUGUUUGAACGUCAUUUACCACCAGAAUUCGGACGCACCGGCAAUUACCACUGCCCUGAUUGCGCAUACCGCUGUGCGCAAGGUUAACUUCACUGGUAGUACGCAUGUUGGCUCGAUCAUUGCCUCCACAGCUGGAAAAUACAUCAAGCCAGUGCUACUGGAGCUGGGAGGAAAGGCGUCAGCGAUUGUUUUGGAUGACGCAGACCUGGAUAAGGCUGCUCACAACUGCACUAUGGGAGCACUCUUGAACUCUGGCCAAAUCUGCAUGUCCACCGAGCGCAUCGUUGUCCAGCGCAGCGUCGCAGACCAAUUCAAGCAAAAGCUAGCUGAGUCAGCUGAGAAGAUUUUCGGCAAGAGCGCGCCAGUCCUGGUCUUGGUGAAUGAGGCAGCCGUGACGAAGAUUAAGAAGCUUGUGGCGAAUGCCGUGUCACAGGGUGCAGAGGUAUUACUCGGUGAUGCAGACGCCAGCGAGGCUCACGGUGCACACAUGCGAUCGAUCAUUCUCUCCAACGUCACCAAAGACAUGGAUAUCUAUGCGACAGAGUCAUUUGGACCGACUGCCUCGCUGAUCGUGGUCGACACUGAGGAGGAAGCCGUGGCGGUAGCGAAUGACACUGAAUACGGUCUGACCGCAGCCGUGUUUACGAGCAAUCUGUUCCGCGGCCUGAGGGUUGCCAAGAAAAUUGAGUCUGGGGCUGUUCACAUUAACUCUCUUACCGUGCAUGAUGAGCCUGUUCUACCUCACGGUGGGUGGAAGAAGAGUGGAUUUGGACGCUUCGGUGGUGGUGUCGGUGGCUACGAAGAAUUCCUGCAGACCAAGACGGUUACCUGGAUGGAUUAA
Penicillium taxi is the source of this 1431-nucleotide messenger RNA. RefSeq names its product aldehyde dehydrogenase. Lineage: Eukaryota; Fungi; Ascomycota; Eurotiomycetes; Eurotiales; Aspergillaceae. The transcript is spliced from 4 exons. The record is from RefSeq and is a predicted model, not a curated record. The coding region runs from base 1 to 1431 and encodes 476 amino acids. Gene Ontology annotation, molecular function: succinate-semialdehyde dehydrogenase (NAD+) activity.